UAACUGACUUCCUGCCCUUUGGGCAGGGGGCUGGACCCAAUGAUCUUGUGAGGUCCCUUCCAGCCCUAAUGUCUGUGAAAUUUAUUAAAUCAGUUGGCAUAUCAACAAGUAUCGGUGCUGCCGGAGCUGCCACCCCAGCUCUAGUGUCUGCACCUUGGAGAACAGCACCCGCCACUUCUUGGUGACGCUUGGCAGCAGCUCAGGGCACCAUAACCUUGGCUCCAUCCCCACUGCUGGCCCUGGCUCUGACCUCCUUCCCGUGUUCCUGCCUUCCCAGCGUUGGUCAAGGCCAGGCCAAUCAUGUCUGGGGGGACUGGGGGCUCCCACUAUCUUGGCUGACAUUAGGCUGCACCGCCCAGCUAUGCCGCUGCAGGCUUUGGGGUGCCAGUGGGCGGCUCCAUACCCCACGGCCAGGUCCAGCACUGGGUGCAGCUGUUUCAAGUUGCUAGACACGGCCUGGGGCCUUGAGCAUGCCAUCUGUUAACUUGGAGCCAAGCCACCUCUGACUGCAGUCCAGUGGCCUCAGCUCCACACAUGCUGCUGACAGAACUUGUGGCUCUUGGGUGCACCUUGCACCUUCGUCCACUCCCUGGCCAGGAAUGUGCUCAUUGUUCACACUGCCCUUGGCCACUUUCCCAGCAUGGCCCCGGUGCUGCUGUGUGUGGGGGCUGUCCACACAUUCACCUAAUGAGCUGCAUCAAGGCGUCUUAAGGCAUGCACAUGUAACGCAUGCCUAAAUCAUUUGAAUGAGCCUUAGGCUAAGGCACAUUAAGUUUAGGCCUAUGUAAAUUCACAUGUAGACACACCCACUGUGACUAAAAUAUGCUUCCUUUUCCCCUGAUGGAUCUCAACCAGUUGUGUGUGGAACAUUUAAUAGUGCUUACAUCAUCACAUGGUGCUGAUUUUUUUGUCUCCACUGCUAAAUAUUUUCUUAACAGUAAUUGGCCAUGCCGGCAAUUUUGGUGUCUUUUAAGAGAAGGGGAAUUGUCCAUGAGACUACCACUCUCUUACAAUGUUGUUCAUGUGUCCAAAAGCAUGGCCACAGAGCUUUCCUGUUCUAAAUGAAAGGCUGUAACAAAAAGAUACUGGAGCUGAAGCAAAAAAGGAAAGGGAGCCUGACUUUAAAGCCAGGUCUGUUGUAGAAAAACAGUCUUCUUUUAUAGCCAAAAUGUAGGCAGGAAUAGAUUCCUCAAGAGAGAUUCUGUGCCUUCUGAUUGCUAAGUCACUGGAUUGUUUGUGGAUCACCAAUUCUUCUAUUAUAUGGUGUCCACCUCUGAAAUUAAUGGGACCAUAUUCCUUCCCGGUGUCAGUCUUAGGGACUUGCAGCUCCAUAUAGCCCUGCACUAUAUGCAGAGAGCCAAGUACAACCACUUGCAACACCAUUGGCGAGCCAGGUUACAAUGCUGUACCUGAGUCCCGGUGACAGCACCUACAGUAGAGUGGCAUUCUCCGUACUUGUUGGGGAAGGAGUGUUCUUCAGUUCUAACUCUUGUUUUUCAAACCUGCCGGAGAGUUUCUAUUCUCAGGACUCAGCCUGGAAGGGACUGUAUUAUUAUUAAUAAUUUAUAUUUGAAUUACCACAGUGCUUUGGAGGCUUGGUUGUAGUCCAAGAUUUCAUUCCACUUCAUUGUAGAAAUGUAGAACAAAGAGAGUUCCUGUCUUAAACAGUUUAGGUGGGGAGUCUGAACUAACAGGUGCAUGGAGGUGGAGAGAUAAGGUUAGAGCAGGGGACGGAGUUGGAUAGGGUUAAUAUGUACAACUGUAUACCGGUUUGCUCAUUGUAAUGUAGAGAACACACACCAGGGCAGUGAGCUGCCAAAAAUUGAUUGGCUUGGGUCUUCAUCAUUUAUCAGGCCAUUAUACUGAGGUCUCCCUCCAGGAGGUUUUCUAGAACUGAAUGAGUGAUAUUUCCUUUUUCCACCUGUAUAUCUUGGCUGUUCUCAUCAUCCUAUGGAGCCUGCUGCCAGCCCCAUCUUUCUGUGACAUUUCCGAAUUUUUCUUUUUUACUGAGUUUGGAAAUUUGAGAACAUUAAAAAGGAAAGUUUCAAAGGAAGCCAAGGAGCUGAAGAGAAAUGCUCGGAGGAGGGGGGUAGAAAGGGCAGGGGGGUGGAGCUUCCACCCACUUUUCAGGAGCAUUAAAUUAAAUUUACGUUUGUUACAUAAGUUAACUGUGAAAAUCCUGUGCAAUUAGGAACUCCCUAUAAAGUUAUUUUGGUGGUAAAAUCAGAAUUUGGGGGAAAAAAGGCUUAAAAAUUCUGCCAAAAAUCUAGCAACAGACUUUCAAUGUUUAGAAUGUGACGAAAAAUACUCUUUGGGAACAGCAAAUCAACAGUCAGCCCAUCCCAGGACUGGAAUUAGAGAGAAAGGGAAUCUGUUCCAGCAGAGACUGCUGGGAUCAGAGAAAGCAAGUGGAAACGCCACAGCAAACAGCUUUUACUUCCCCCAAGUCAUUUAACUACUGAAGAGGUGGGGACCCUGACCUGCAUGGCCCUCAUGAUUCAGGUGCAGCUCAAAGUCUGGCUGUGGACAGCUUUGGUCUUCUACAUGCCUGCUGGAUCCCAGAGGCUGACAGGUGAACAACUUCACAGUAAGGACCAAGCUGACGUGAACAAGUUUCAUAACAAGCUGGAGGAUGCACACAUCAUGCUAGAGUUGCUCUGGGCAGGGCUGGAGAUUGAAGCCAAUGAGACAAUCUGGCUCCAGGAUGAGGAGCUGGCUUCUCUGCGCCCAGCAAAGCGACUGAUCCAGAUUUUCCAGCAUCAAGUUCCCAAGACACCAGCAAGGAUUGAACAGCAACUGAGACAUUUUUCACUGGCUGAGGCCCCUCUGACUUUAGCAGAGUUUGACCAGCUCCUCUUCACAAGCGUUUAUUGUGCCUAUCAGAUUCGCUCCAUUCAGGGCCUAGACAAGAAUCUUUGGAUCACUUUCUUUUCUCAGCUGAUUGAUGAAAUCUUCCGUGAUCUCUGCAAGGGGUUUUGCCCUGCAGAUUCUGCUCUCCUGGCUUCCUGGCCCUGGAAAGAUAAACCCUUCUAUUUAACCUCACUGAAAAAGUCCUAUCAUUCUCACCUUGCCAUGACCAAGAGAAACCUUGAGUAAGGAAAAUGAUACAAAGGAAAGUCAAGUUUUGUGUUUGGAUUAUUUGGAGUGCUGCCUGUCAUCCAAUAUCAUCCAGAACAGUGUGUCAAAGUGCUACCUACCAUUCUUCCUGUUUUGCUUUCUGUAUCAUACUGAAAAAUUCCUAGCAGCUUAUCAAUCAGCUAUUUUUCCAUCUUUAAAUAUGAAAUAAGGUGAUGGAUCUCUCCCUAGGAAUUCCAUAAAGAACACUCCUCUGAGGUGAAUUUAGCCAUCUGAGCUUUGGUAUUAGAUACUACUACUGCAGGUGGUGAUAUCUUUCCAAUGUUAUAUGCCUUGAUCACUGAUAGUCAUGAGAGAUGCCCUGGCACCUUUUCCAGGGUGUUAGUUCAGGUGUGCUGGCUGAAUUCCAUGUUGGAUAAUUCCAUUCUGCCUCUGAAUUUUUCCUGUAGUUUCAAUUGGCUACAAUAUUUUCCCUUCCUGCAAUAGCCCACUGUGUGCCUUAGCUAUGUUGUUCAUACAGCUGCUGUGUUUCACUGGGGCUAAACUCCGGUGAUGAGUCAAAUAAUUUUUGAUCCAAUAUUAUCUAUCAUCCCAUAUAAAAUGCCUGUCAUGGGAUGACAGAUGAACAUCCAACUCCUUCUUCAAAAACUCCUGAAUAUAUACUUAUUUCAUGAUGUCUCUGGUAUAAUACAUAUAUAAAUCAUUCUAUAUUUUGCAUUUGUUUAGGAUGAUACCUACAGGCAUCACAUCUUAAACUCCUGAGAACAAGAAACAAUUUUUUUCUUCAGCAGAUUUUACUUCGUUUAUGCAGUGCCUUUUACAUCCAUGGCACUUUACAGAUCAAAUAAAUAUAAUAUAUGUUCCAUCAUAAUUCUUAUAAUUAAGGAUACAGUUAAGCUUCCUGUCAUGCUCACUGCAACAUGGAACUAAUAACCUAAUCUCAAUUAGCCGAAAUUAUUUUAAUUGACAUUGAUUUCCUAGUUUCUGAUGGGCUUCCUGCUAGCUACACCAACCAGGAACCUCUCCAACUCCUCAUUAGAGUGAGGGAAAUAAAUUCCUUAGGGCUCACUAUAUUUUCAACUUUACAAGAUUAAAGAUGGAGCUACAUUCAAUAACACAUGCAGAAAAUUGUGACAUUCAAAACAGGAACUACUAACUUUUGACCUAGUUUAUUUUUCUCAAUCCCACUAUCCUGAGAGAGAGAGAUGAGAAGCUGUGAGACAUGUAUGGGAAGCCCAGAGGCAAGAUGUAGUCUUUGAGCCACAGAGAAUGAUUUUAGAGGUCAAGGGUAUCAGAGAGUGUGGGGUUUGCACAUUUUUAAAGUAUAAAUCUUGCAAAGAAUGCAGAAAUUGUGACUAGGUUUGUACAUACAUUCCAAUUCCCAGAUAGAUGGAAUAAAAUAUAAAUGCUAUCCCAAACAAUAAUCAUUUUGGUAUGGUCUCUAUCCACAGCCUAUACCAUUUACCUGAACAGUCAUAGAGUCAUAGAAUCAUAGAAAAUUAGGAAUGGAAGGGACCUCAGGAGGUCUAGUCAAACCCCCUGCCCAAACCAGGACCAUCCCCAUCUAGAUCAUCCCAGCCAAAGCUUUGUCUAGCCUGGUCUUAAAAAUCUGUAAGGAUGGAGAUCCACAACCUCUUUAGGUAACCUUUUCCAGUGCUUUACUACCCUCCUCAUGAG
This is a messenger RNA of Alligator sinensis (Chinese alligator), 4752 nucleotides long. RefSeq names its product family with sequence similarity 180 member B (gene FAM180B). NCBI's taxonomy places the organism in Eukaryota, Metazoa, Chordata, Crocodylia, Alligatoridae. The record is from RefSeq and is a predicted model, not a curated record. Bases 2485 to 3096 code for a protein of 203 amino acids. The transcript has 3 exons.